AUGGCGACACCCUUCUGGCCUUCCGUACGAUUUCUCUUGUUUCUGGGGUUCCUAGUUUCAUCGUCAGUAGCAAGACCACAGCCUCAAGAUCAAGAUCAAGAUCAAGAUCAAGGUCAAGGUCCAAGCUAUCUCAAGUUCGUAUUCAAUGCCACGGACUUCCCUUCUGAGGACUACUACGACUACAUAAUCGUCGGGGCCGGGACCGCAGGCUGCCCAUUAGCCGCCACUCUUUCAUCAUCCCAUCGAGUCCUCCUCCUGGAACGAGGAGGGCCUGUUUAUGGGAACCCAAACCUGAUGACUCAAGAAGGCUUCAUAACAGCCCUUAUGGAGGUAGACCCUUAUGAUUCCGCUGCCCAGGCCUUUACAUCUGAGGAGGGUGUCCCUAAUGCCCGAGGUCGCGUUCUUGGUGGGAGCAGUGCCAUAAAUGCCGGUUUUUAUAGCCGGGCUGAUGGUGAUUUCUUCAAAAACUCAGGCAUGAGAUGGGACCUCGAGGUUGUGAACCGAUCCUACAAGUGGGUGGAAAAGGAGAUUGUGUUUCAACCUGAGCUGAAAAGUUGGCAAUCUGCUGUUCGGGAUGCUUUGUUAGAGGCCGGUGUAAACCCAUACAAUGGGUUCACCUUGGACCAUGUGGUCGGGACUAAGAUUGGUGGUUCGACCUUUGAUAGCUCGGGGAGGAGGCACAGUGCCGCUGAUCUCUUGAACUAUGCGAACCCACUGAACAUACAAGUAGCCAUCCAUGCUAGUGUUGAGAGGGUCCUGUUAGCUUCGACUUCCACGGGCUCCGGCCUCAAACAGUCUGCAAUUGGAGUGAUUUAUCGCGACUCAGCUGGGCAGUACCACCAUGCAAUGGUCCGGGAAAAAGGGGAAGUCAUUCUCUCUGCAGGUGCAAUCGGGAGCCCGCAGCUCUUACUCUUGAGCGGGAUCGGGCCUCGCCCUUAUCUCUCAUAUUGGGGGAUCCCUGUGGCCCGACAUCUACGGUAUGUUGGACAGUACUUAUACGAUAAUCCGAGGAAUGGGAUCUCCCUUGUUCCCCCAAUUCCCUUGGAGCAUUCACUCAUUCAAGUAGUGGGGAUUACAGAUUCUGGAGCUUAUAUUGAGGCAGCCUCGAAUGUGAUUCCUUUUGCAUCCCCUGCUCGAAGCGUUUUCACACCAUUAGGUCCUGUUUACCUCACAGUGGCAACCCUCAUGGAGAAGAUCAUAGGCCCAUUAUCGAGUGGUUCUUUGAGGCUGGCUUCAACUGAUGUGAGGGCGAACCCAAUUGUCCGGUUCAAUUAUUUCAACAACCCCGUAGACCUGGAACGUUGUGUGAAUGGGACCCGCAGGAUUGGGAACAUGCUCAGAAGCCCGUCCAUGGAUGAGUUCAGGUAUCAGGAGUGGUUUGGGGUGAGGGAGUUCCGGUUCGUUGGGGCUGCACUGCCUGAUGAUUUAUCGAACAGGCAGGAGGUUGAGGAGUUCUGCAGGAGAACUGUGAGCACAAUAUGGCACUACCAUGGAGGAUGUGUGAUGGGCAAGGUGGUGGAUCGAGCCUUCCGGGUCAUGGGUGUGAAAGGGCUCCGGGUGGUUGAUGGAUCAACCUUUAGUGUGUCCCCUGGGACCAAUCCUCAAGCCACUCUUAUGAUGCUUGGACGAUAUAUGGGAUUGAACAUUAUUGAAGAGAGAGUGAAGAACACAUCAUGAUCUUUUUGGGUUUAUGAUAACCCAGUUCCUGUUUCUGAUUUCGGGCUUCAGCUAUCCAAGCUGCAACUCGACUACCCUGAAACAGCUGCAGUGUGCUGUUGAUUGUUUCCAUUGUGGUGUGCUGUCCUGUCAAUUGUUUUUGUUAAUGUUUGUCAAUGUAAAUGAAUGCUUAGAGAGGACUGCAAGUAGCGUUUGAAGAGCAGGAGAGUGGCAACAGAAGGAAGAUUUCUGUCCGCAGUUUUGAGAGCCGUUUGUCUGCUUAGAGUUUUAAGAAUCUUCUCAGGAAUCUCCACUGAAAGAUAAUUGCGUUGUUUAGAUAUCACCAAUGUCCUGCUGAUAGAGAAGUGCUAAGUGACCUUACAUGCCUUUUCAUUAAUGUUUCCUUCCUGAAAUUUCUGAGGUACAAAGCUCCAUUUAGGCACUGCUAUCACUUGUA
Messenger RNA from Punica granatum (pomegranate), 2113 nucleotides. Lineage: Eukaryota; Viridiplantae; Streptophyta; Magnoliopsida; Myrtales; Lythraceae. The record is from RefSeq and is a predicted model, not a curated record.